Molecule: messenger RNA, 1741 nt
Organism: Hevea brasiliensis (rubber tree)
Lineage: Eukaryota; Viridiplantae; Streptophyta; Magnoliopsida; Malpighiales; Euphorbiaceae
Product: probable pectate lyase 4
Exons: 6
Coding region: 322-1311 (329 amino acids)
Molecular function (GO): pectate lyase activity
Source: RefSeq, a predicted model, not a curated record
UUUAUGGUCAUGCAUAUGGUGGUGGUUUGCUUAGGGAUAGUUCUGAAAAUUGGAUUCAGGGUUUUCUUAUUAAUUUUGGGUGUGGGCGUUGCUUCAAGGAUUGAGGAUGGCCAUUGCAACGAGAAGCGAAUGGCUCAACAUAUUGGCUAGCAGAUUUUGCUGGGAGCUCAUCAAUUACGGUCUCCUCCUUCGGCUCUGCUUCCUUGCUGGGAGCUCCUGCUUUUGUCCACACAAAGAAAAGCUGCUUCACCCUUUAUAAAUGAACAGCCACCGCAAGUCCCCAGCUCAGCCCAGCCUCCGCACAACCAAACCCCGAGCACCAUGGUAAUCACUUUGCCUUACGCUCACGUCGACUGCAACCUGCGAGCCCUUGCAGGCCAAGCCGAGGGUUUCGGUCGCCAUGCCAUUGGAGGCGUCCGCGGACCCCUUUAUCAUGUCACUUCCUUAUUAGAUGAUGGUCCAGGAUCGCUUAGAGACGGAUGCCGGAGGAAAGAGCCACUAUGGAUUGUCUUUGAAGUGUCAGGCACAAUUCAUCUUAGGUCAUUCUUGAGUGUCUCUUCUUAUAAAACUAUUGAUGGCCGGGGUCAAACAGUAAAACUCACUGGCAAAGGUUUGAGGCUGAAGGAAUGCGAGCACGUUAUCAUAUGCAAUCUAGAGUUGGAAGGGGGAAGGGGAGAUGACGUUGAUGGCAUUCAGAUAAAACCCAAGUCCAAGCACAUUUGGAUAGAUCGUUGUAGCCUUCGUGAUUACGAUGAUGGCUUGAUAGAUAUCACACGAGAAAGCACCGAUAUUACCAUUUCAAGGUGCCGCUUUUCACAGCAUGACAAGACAAUUCUCAUUGGAGGUCAUCCACCCCAGAGCAGUGACAGAUGCAUUCGGGUAACCAUUCACCAUUGUUUUUUUGAUGGGACUCGUCAGCGGCACCCUCGUGUUAGAUUUGCCAAAGUACAUUUAUACAAUAAUUACACGAGGAACUGGGGCAUUUAUGCUGUUUGUGCCAGUGUAGAAUCUCAGAUAUACUCCCAGUGCAACAUUUACGAAGCAGGAGAGAAGAAGGUUGCUUUUAAGUAUCUUACUGAGAAGGCACCUGACAAGGAGAAAGCAGGGACUGGCUACGUUAAGUCUGAAGGAGACUUAUUUACGACUGGAACUCAAGCAGGGUUAAUGUCAGAAAGUGGAGAACACUGUAAGUUUCAUCCCAGUGAGUACUACCCCGAGUGGACGGUGGAAGCUCCUACUGCCAAGCUUAAAAAGACUCUCCAACAUUGUACUGGAUGGCAGUGUGUUCCACGGCCAGCUGAUACAGUAUAGACUGCAUUGUAAAGUUGGAUGAAGUAUAUUUGUGCACUUUAAGUAAUUUUCUUCUUGGUCCUUCAGAAUCUCAAAUCUCGGUUGAAAGUGUGUCUGUAUAGGAUAUAUAGCAUAACAUGUCUUUAACAAAAUCAAAAUAGUUUUGUUAAAGGGUGUGUGUUGUCCCCGUCCUAUGUAUUCCCUGUCAAAAAAAAAAAAAUGUUGUGCUUGAGUAUGGUGUGGUGAUGUUUACCAUCUUUUAGGUGUCUCCACGCAUAGGGGUUGGUCCUUCAGGAUUUUACAUCACUUGUGAAAAGUGUUUAGCGUGUCUUGACAAAAUUAUCAUGAUUUUGUCAAAAAUAAUGUAUUAUCCUUAUUGUGUGUGUUCCAUGUAAUGAUAAUAAGGCUUAUUGGCUAAAUAAAUCCAAUCCUUGAUGUCGGUUGUUGUAUA